This is a messenger RNA of Cyclopterus lumpus (lumpfish), 4290 nucleotides long. Its product is annotated as NLR family CARD domain-containing protein 3-like. The transcript has 13 exons. The coding region runs from base 84 to 3779 and encodes 1231 amino acids. The record is from RefSeq and is a predicted model, not a curated record. Lineage: Eukaryota; Metazoa; Chordata; Actinopteri; Perciformes; Cyclopteridae. Gene Ontology annotation, molecular function: protein binding.
CCCCAAACGUGAAUAUUGAGGCGUUCUCGUGGCGAUCGUCCCCUGGAGGGUUAAAGGACUUCCUGAAGGAGUUACUCCGAAACAUGAACAUGUCUGAGGAGGAAGACGAGAGCCCCGUGAAGCAGGAGAGACCAGAUCCACCUGGACCCAGCUGUGUGUCCCUGAAGAGCAGUGGGUCCAUGUGGGAGCCAAUCAGCUUCGAGAACGGAGGGCCGACUCUGGAGCCACGCCCCGUGAAGCAGGAGAGACCAGAUCCACCUGGACCCAGCUGUGUGUCCCUGAAGAGCAGUGGGUCCAUGUGGGAGCCAAUCAGCUUCGAGAACGGAGGGCCGACUCUGGAGCCACGCCCCGUGAAGCAGGAGAGACCAGAUCCACCUGGACCCAGCUGUGUGUCCCUGAAGAGCAGUGGGUCCAUGUGGGAGCCAAUCAGCUUCGAGAACGGAGGGCCGACUCUGGAGCCACGCCCCGUGAAGCAGGAGAGACCAGAUCCACCUGGACCCAGCUGUGUGUCCCUGAAGAGCAGUGGGUCCAUGUGGGAGCCAAUCAGCUUCGAGAACGGAGGGCCGACUCUGGAGCCACGCCCCGUGAAGCAGGAGAGACCAGAUCCACCUGGACCCAGCUGUGUGUCCCUGAAGAGCAGUGGGUCCAUGUGGGAGCCAAUCAGCUUCGAGAACGGAGGGCCGACUCUGGAGCCACGGCCUCACAGGAAGAGGUCCGAGGUUCUGAGUGGACGUCCUGACCUGAAGCAUCAUGAAAACCUGGACUCUGUGUUCGAGCUUCUUGAAGAAAACAUUGUGACUUUUGUGAAGAACGAGCUCAAGAAACUCAAGAAGGUUCUGGAUCCAAAAGAUCCACAAUUAUUAGAGGAACUGAAAGAAGAUGAUGAAGUUGUGGGUGGUGAAGAUGAAGAUGAAGAGCAGAGAAACAGCAACAGAAACGCGAUUCUGAAACUCUCGCUGAACUUCCUCAGGAACAUGAAGGAGAAGCAGCUGGCUGACUCUCUGCAUAGCAAAACUCACGCUGCGAUCUGCCAACGUAAACUAAAGUCUAAACUGAAGGACAAGUUUCAGUGUUUGUUUGAAGGAAUUGCUAAAGCAGGAAACCCAACACUUGUGAAUCAGAUCUACACAACACUCUACAUGACGGAGGGUGGAGAGGUCAACGAGCAACACGAGGUCAGACAGAUAGAAGCAACGUCCCAAAAAACCGCAGGUUCAGAAAGAACAAUCAGAUGUGAGGAUAUAUUUAAACCUUUACCCGGAAGAGAUGAACCAGUCAGAACUCUGGUGACAAAGGGAGUGGCCGGCAUCGGGAAAACUGUCCUAACGCAGAAGUACAUCCUGGACUGGGCUGAAGACAAAGCCAACAACAAUAUGCAGUUCGUCUUUCCAUUCUGUUUCCGAGAGCUCAAUUUGCUGAGAGCAAAAAAAUACAGUUUGGUGGAACUUCUUCAUCAACACUUUCCUGAAACCAAAGAAGCAGGAAUCUGCAGGUUUGAAAAGUUCCAGGUUGUUUUCAUCUUUGACGGUCUGGACGAGUGUCGACUUCCUCUGGACUUCCACAACAACGAGGUCCUGACUGACGUUACAGAGUCCACCUCGGUGGAUGUGCUGCUGACAAACCUUAUCAGAGGUAACCUGCUUCCCUUUGCUCGCCUCUGGAUAACCACAAGACCUGCAGCGGCCAAUCAGAUCCCUCCUGAAUGCGUUGACAUGGUGACGGAGGUGAGAGGGUUCAGUGACCCACAGAAGGAGGAGUACUUCAGGAAGAGAUUCAGAGACAAUGACCACGCCGGCAGGCUCAUCUCCCACAUCGAGGCGUCGCGAAGCCUCCACAACAUGUGCCACAUCCCGGUCUUCUGCUGGAUCACGGCUACAGUCCUGGACCACGUGUUGAGACUCAGAGAUAGAGCAGAGCUACCCAAGACCUUGACGGAGAUGUACAUCCACUUCCUGGUGGUUCAGACCAAACAACAGAACGCAAAGUAUCACGGAGGUGUGGCGGCCGAUCCCGUCUGGAACACAGAGACCAAGAAGACCAUUCUCACUCUGGGAAAACUGGCUUUCGAGCAGCUGGAGAAAGGAAACCUUAUCUUCUAUGAAGCGGACCUGAGAGAAUUUGGCAUUGACCUAGAAGCCGUCUCCGUACACUCUGGACUAUUCACGGAGAUCCUCAAAGACGAGCGUGGGCUGAGCCAGGAAAAGGUAUUCUGCUUUGUCCAUCUGAGCGUUCAGGAGUUCCUGGCUGCACUUUAUGUCUUCCUGACGUUCAUCAACACCGGCAUCAAUCCACUGAGAAAAGGAAAUCAGUUCAACUCAGUACGGCUUGCGCCAUUACAACUAGAUAACCACAUUAGCCUCCUCUGCCAGAGGGCAGUGGACAAAGCUUUAGAGAGUCCACAUGGACAUAUGGACUUGUUCGUCCGCUUCCUCCUGGGUCUUUCACUGAAGACCAAUCAGACUCUCCUACGAGGCCUGCUGAAGACGACAGGAAGUAAACACAAAGUCAAAAAGAUUUUAGUCCAGUACAUCAAGAAGAAGAUCAAGGACAGUCCGUCUCCAGAGAAGAGCAUCAAUCUGUUCCACUGUCUGAAUGAGCUGGAUGACCGUUCUCUAGUGGAUGAGAUCCAACAGUACCUGAGAUCAGGACGUCUCCCUGAAAACAAACUCUCUCCCUCUCAGUGGUCAGCACUCGUCUUCAUCCUGCUGACAUCACAAAAGGAUCUAGACGUGUUUGAUCUGAGGAAAUUCUCAGCUUCAGAGGAGGGUUUCCUGAAGCUGCUGCCAGUGGCCAAAGCAUCCAAAACAGCCCUGCUGAGUGGCUGUAACCUCUCGUGGAAAAGCUGUGAAGCUCUGGCCUCAGUUUUAAUCUCCAAGAACUGUAGUCUGAGAGAGCUGGACAUGAGUAACAAUGACCUGCAGGAUUCAGGCAUACAGCUGCUCUCAGCUGGACUCGGGAGUCCACUCUGUAGACUGGAGGUUCUCAGGCUUUCCGACUGCCAGGUCACAGAGAAAGGCUGUACUCUUCUGGCUUCAGCUCUCAAGGCCAACCCCUCCCAUCUGAGAGAGCUGGACCUGAGCUUCAACCACCCUGAAGACUCGGGAGUGACGCUACUGUCUGCUGGACUGGAUGACCCCAGCUGGAAACUAGAGACACUCAAGGUUGAACAUUGUGGAAAGCUUCGCCUGAACCCACCACCUCUUCGGUAUUUCCGUGAGCUUUCUCUGGACCCCAACACGGCCGCCCGAAACCUCUUCCUGUCUGACGACAACAGACGAGUGAUAGUGGUGAAAGAGAAGCAGCCGUAUCCCGAUCAUCCGGAGAGAUUCGACAGCUGGAGACAGCUGCUGUGCAGAGAAGGUCUGACUGGGCGCUGUUACUGGGAGGUCCGGUGGAAAGGGAGGGCUCACAUUGGAGUGUCGUACAGAGUCUUUAACAUGAGAGGAGACAGUGACGACUGCUGUAUUGGAUGGAACGAUCGGUCCUGGAGUCUGUUGUGCUCCCCUCGCAGUUACACGGCCUGGCACAACAACCACCCAGAAGACGUAGCCGCUGUCCCGUCGUCUGACCGAGUCGCGGUGUAUCUGGACUGGCCCGCCGGCACCCUGUCCUUCUACCUUCUCCCCUCCGUUGUCUCUUCGGCCAAACAGAUCCACCUCUACACCUUCAAAUGCACCUUCACCGAACCCGUCUACCCUGCGUUUGGGUUCGGACGAAUGAGCGAGCUCGAGUCCGAGUCCUCACCGUCCUCCAUUUUACUGUCGCAGAUGGAAGAGUAAAUGUGUCUUCCUGUGUCGAGCGGCGGUUCUUAAACAGGGGAAGACUAAAGUCCUGAAAGAGCGCGUUCUAGGAGCCUUCAAUGAGAAUGAGUCGUUUUUCACGCUACUUCUGCGUUGCUGAGCUCGUCAUGUAUUUCCACUCUAUGUGCUUUGUAUCUAACUGAAAAAGAAGAACAUGUACGUGCAUGUGUGUGUUAUAUGCAUGUGUAUAUACUGUACAUGCAUGUGUGUGUCUUAUAUGCAUGUGUAUAUACUGUACAUGCAUGUGUGUGUGUCUUAUAUGCAUGUAUAUGGGUUUCCAGGGGCACAGUAGUUAGAAAUAGUGCAUAAAAUUAUUCGCUAAUUUGAGAAAUUAUGACACGUUAUAUUUAUUGUUGUUGUUCUCUGUAGUUUGUAUAGUUUUACUCAAAACAAACUUAUCAUAAUGUCUUUCUUUUCUGUAACAUUUAAUGUCACAAAUGUGUAUUUCAUUUGAAAACUAAUGUGAAUUAAAGAUUCAACCACACUGAAA